CGUGCCCCGCCGCGGCGCAGCCCAGCGCGGGCUCCAGCGGCGGCCGAGUGGCGCCGGGGGCCGCCGCGCUGCCGGGCCGGCAGGGCCCGAGCCAGGCUGUGCCCCAGUUUGUGUCCAAUCAGAGAGUGAAGUGCGUGCACCGAGCGGGGCGGCAAUGCGUAAACAAGCCCGGGGAAACUCCUCCGCCCCCCGCUCUUCCCUCCGCGCCGCUCCCCGCGCCGCCCCGCAGCCUCCCCCGCCGCCCGCCAACAAGUCCGGCGAGGCGCGCGUUCCCGCCGCCCAACCUCCUCAACCGCCCUCCCCUCCCCCCGCCCAGCCGGCGCCGCCCGCGCUGCCACACGCACCCCACUCCCGCACACGCCCGCGGGUGCCCGCGGCCUCUCGAGGGGGAAGGUAGGAAGAUGACUCGCCUGGCACAGGAGCAGGAGUUAUGAGCCAUGUCCCUGUGAGACGUCCAGAAUUAAGAGCAAAUGCCUGGAGAAGUCCAGUUGCACAGAGCAGCGCCACAGCUCUUGUGAACCGUGGGCAUCGUCAUCUCUCAGACUUGCUCCUCUGGUCCCGAGCACUCUGCCAGCACUUCCUCCGCCACGAAUGGCUACUCAGAGGAAGCACUUGGUGAAAGAUUUCAAUCCUCAUAUCACCUGCUAUAUCUGUAAAGGCUAUCUCAUCAAGCCAACUACAGUAACUGAGUGCCUCCAUACCUUUUGUAAGACUUGUAUUGUUCAACACUUUGAAGACAGCAAUGACUGUCCCAGGUGUGGCAACCAAGUGCAUGAGACCAAUCCACUAGAAAUGUUAAGGCUGGAUAACACCUUAGAGGAAAUUAUAUUUAAGCUGGUGCCUGGACUUCGGGAACAGGAACUGCAGCGAGAGAUUGAAUUUUGGAAGAAAAAUAAACCUCAAGAAAAUGGACAAGAUGAAAGCCCAAAAGCUGAUAAACCCAAAGUAGAUGAGGAGUGUGAUGAAAAUGAAGAAGAUAAAGACUAUCACAGGAGUGACCCACAGAUUGCUAUCUGCCUCGACUGUUUACGCAACAAUGGGCAAUCAGGAGAUAAUGUAGUCAAAGGUUUAAUGAAGAAAUUUAUCCGCUGUUCCACUCGAGUGACCGUGGGAACUAUCAAAAAGUUUCUCAGCUUAAAAUUAAAACUUCCAAGUUCUUAUGAGCUGGAUGUACUAUGCAAUGGAGAAAUCAUGGGGAAGGAUCAUACUAUGGAAUUCAUCUAUAUGACAAGAUGGAGACUAAGAGGCGAAAACUUUCGGUGUCAGAACUGCUCAUCUUCGCAAGUCUGCUCACAGGAUGGCACUUUUUAUCAGUCUUACCCUAUGGUACUUCAGUAUCGACCUAGAAUUGACUUCGGUUAGACCAAAGGGCCAGAUCCCACUGAGAUGAAUCCUGCACUAUUUGUUUACCCAUCGACAGAUUGCACAAUGAAUGGAUGUGCCUGGAUUAGGGGGGGACACAACCAGAUUUUCAGCAUGCAAAUAAGGACAUUGUCUUUCUUAAAUUGUCAGUUGCAUCUCUGUUGUUUCUAUUAGAGCAAGCCAAGUGCCAUUCUGCUACUGAAAUGUGCAUAAGAUAUUUGUGUAUCUUACGAGUGUGCUGCAAAUCAUAGCCAAAAUCAUGAAGUGUACAGUCGAGAUUCAAAAACUAUGGAAUAUUUUUGCUUGCGUGUUAGAAAAUUUUUCUGGUCCUAAUAUUGAUUACACUAGCAAAAUGGCAGAGUGCUCAUUCCAUGUGGUGUUGCAGUUUCACACACUUACUAUUUUACUGAAUAUUGUUGUUUAAACCAUAGAGUACUGUACAAAUAACUAAGGAUUAUACCUUGAAAAUAUUUUGUAUAGAAAAUAUAUUUAGAAAAGUGGUGAUUGGGCCACUACUUUUUUCUUGGUAAGUUUCUCAUGGGUCCAGGUAUAGCUCACUCAUGAGUGUGCAACAGUCCUUUUGCAGUGAAUGAAGAUUAAUUAUCCUUAACAAGAGAUGUAGAACAUGGUAAUUCAAAACGGUAAUUUUAAAUCUUCUAAAUAGAUUCUGCUAAUACUGCUUAAAAGCAUCGCAGCCUUUGUGAUUGCACUUUUCUAUGGUUUCCCUAAAGGUUGGAAUUUGGGAUACUAGCUAUUUUUGGAAAAUGUCUUCUGGUCAGAUUACUUUCUUCUAAUAAACCCUCCAUAAAAAGUGAAGUUAAAAAUAAUGUAGAUGUCUAUAAAACAAAUAAAUUUCACUAUAAGAUUACAGUAAAGGCAAAAUUUUACAUAAUUAUUGCCUUUCAUAGUAAGCAUUUCCUUUUAAGAUUGGUUGGAGGUAUAUAAGACAAAAAUAAUAUAUAGCUUUAAUUACAUUACAUAUCUCUUGUGACUAUCUGGAGAUUAGAAUUCAUUACAGAAUUUUUCAUUAGUUAAAGUCACAUCAUAAAAUAUUUCCAUGAAAUUAGAGGUAAUGCAAUACUGAAGAUAAGCAGUCUGACCAAAAUAAUUGUUCAGGUCGUUUUUUUUCUAAGACCUGAUAGUGCUGGAUAAAGCGAUUGUUGCCUUAGGUAUUGCAAGCGUGAUGGUUCUAGUGUAGAAUGUUUAUUGGGGUUUGCGGUAAUGUCGCAGGGAGCAUAGUAAUGCAUAUGUCUUAUGUAGUCUUCCAUUGUCUUUGCUCUGCUUAAAAGUCAGUUGAGUUUUUCACUUUAAAUUCUGUGGAGAUACUUAUAGUUCAGUACUUUUAUGUAAUUUCUAUUUAUACACACCUGCUAGUAUUGUAGAUAACAAUUUACUUUCUUAGGCCUUUUGCAUACAGCAAAAAGGAACCAAAUCAAUUUUUCAGAAGCUACUAUAGAGUGAACUAAUUCUUAGAUAAGACAAAGUGAAAAUUCUAUCUUGGGAUCAAGUAUAAAAAAGUAGAUGCAAGGCUGUAACUCCCUUGUGAAUUUAUGUUCAUAUACCUUAGUAUGUUUCUGUAGGAGAACUAAGCAUGUUGUGGAUAAAUCUGGCCCCUUUAAUGUUAGUAGGAGUUCUAGCAUUGAUGACUGAGGAAUCCAUAUGUAGUCGGGUUGAAUUCUACCAUUGCACUCCAAAGCCCAUAUGACGUGCAGAAAUAAAGAUGCUGUCAGUAGCAGUCUGUUUAGGAAACCUGCCAUUGCAGGUCAAGGUUGCACAUAUUGUGCAGAUGCCAGUGAACCUGGGAAAGCAAAACGUCAAGGCAGCUGCUGCUCCUUUCUGCAGGCAUAGUGCGCUGAUACAGGCACUCCUUUGCCCACAGUGUAGAUAGGUGCAUAUGUUGGCUGCAGGAAACGGUCAUCUUUUUGCCCACCCGGUCUAUGAUGUGCUACUUGACAGAAACAAGAAGAUACUCCGUGUAGGGAGGGCCCUUCUCUGCAGUCUCUAGGGAAGCAGAGAUUCUUUGUGUAUGUAGAGGUCUUCCUCAUGGAGCAACUUGGAAGAGCAGAGCAUGCAUUCUAAUUGCAAAUCAUUCUUCUCUUUAGUAUAUACACUUGUUUUGUAUGGUAGAAAUAAGAUAUUAUUUGUAAAUAUUUACUUGCACAUACAAAUGACAUCUUACAGUUUUUAUAUAUUUCACGUGUUUUUAUACCAGAAUCUUCACCGCAGAUUCACGUGACAUAAAACGCUUGUUUCAGUUUAUCACAAAAUUUAAUGGUAGUACGCUUAAGUACGAUUUCUACUUGGUUCAGGUGACGAUUUUUUUCUCAACACUUGUGCUUGCUGUUUCGACAAAUUUGAACAGACUUGUUUUAAAAGAGAAAAAUGUCAUUUUUUAAUCCAUUUCAAGUUAUCUUACACAGACGUUUUCAUCCACCCAACAGACCCCUGAAACAGGACUACUUUAUAUUGGCUUCUGAAUGGCAACUAAUAGAAGAUUUGACUGUUUUAAUGACCUUCUGUAUUCACAAUUCAGAGAACCAUGAAUUCUCUUGAUUGGACAUGGACAUUGGUUUAAUUCAUGGUAUUAUCUUGAUGCAACUUAAAGCUAGAUUACAGAAGGCAAAUCUUCACUUUAAGCAUGGAAUAUACGGACAGAUACGAUUUAAUGUUCCCAGCUGAGAAUCAUGGCAUUAAAUGCAUAUGAUCUAGCCACCUACACUUCAUGCAUUUCUGAUUUGAUGGCACAGUGCCUGAAUGCUGUUACAGUUCAAUAGUUUUUGUAGCAGUGAAGUGCCAGUGAAAUACAUAUCUUAACUGGGCAGCUUGUGUAACACAGGCAUUGCCUUCUUUACAGGAAGUUUCUCUCCCAUAUAGUACAUAUGUGCCAUGUCUCUGCAGAUAUGCAUAUUUAAUUCAUCUGUGCCAAUUAAGAAUAUCUGAACAGGAUAGGAAUAUGCGAAUGCAUGUACAGAUUCCUGUGUGCCAAAGAUGGGGUAAAGUGAGAUGAGUACCUAAGCAUUCCAUUAAAACUGCACCAUAUGCCAUCCUAGAGCAGAUGACUGUAUACAGUCACACUUUCUGAGCAUUUCCAUGACAAAGUGUCACGACUGCAUGCUUGUAAAGAAUAAGAAUAUAAAAUAAGUGUAGCUGCCACUAUGUUUCUAUGGCUUUCCCAUAUUGGCAGUACCUAGCUGCAGAGGAAUAAGACCUAAAAAAUUCCACACUACUACCUAACCUUGCUAUAUCUUAUUUAGUGGAUUUGGUGCCUUCCUUUUUUUUUUUUUUUUUUUUUUUCACCCUAAAAGUGAAAAACUUCUGUCUGGUUUUAACUCUGGGGUAACUCAUUAAUGAAAGUCAUAAGUAACUUUUUGUUGAGCUUAGCUGUAUGUCACAUUUGUCAAGUAACGAACCAUAAACUAGAAUUUACAAACAAGAUCCUAUAAUAUCUUAAACAAUAUGGAAUUAGAUGGUUAAUCAAGAAAUGUAUCUUCCAUCAUGCAUUACUACACUGCUCAUAGCUAAGGGCCUAGUCCUAGAAACGUAUUUUUAUUUGGAUGAAAUACCAAAUAAGAUUACUACAAUAAUCUGAGUGACUCAUCACUAUAGUAGGUACUGUUCACAUGAAAGCUUCUGGGAUUUGGGUAAUAGGAGUAUGCAACGCUAUAAGUAUAUUGUGCAUACUCAGCUAGCUUGCAGUUAUUAUGCAAAAAAAAAAAGACAAAAAGUAUUAUUUUGACUUUACUGAAAACGUUAUAUAAAGCAAAGUGCCUGAUUAUUAAUGCUUUUUAAGCCCAUUAUUUGCAUUUGGCAGGGUAAUAUUUGCUUCUGUAUUUUAUCUAUGAUCUUAAUAUUUUCAGCCAGAAUAUUUCAGAAACAUGCUGUAUUGAGAAGCUUGCUUUCAUGGGAAACAAGCAGAAAAAGAAGUGUGUUAUGUUACAUAAUUUAAAAUUGAAAAAAAAAAUCCCUAUCUCAGUAGAAACUAUAUGAAAAGAAUUACUUUUAUAUGUAAAUUAUUUCAUUUUCUGCAUGAGGAACCGUUGAAUUCUGAAUCUUUGUCUUUUUCUACUAGGUUUCAACAAUUUGACUUGACUUUUCUCUUCUGCAGUUAUCGAGAACAGUUCCAGUGUAUCUGCAGGAGAAAAGAGAUUGAUCACAUUCCUUUUAGAUAUAAGCUAGGCUGUUGUUCCCUGCUGCAGACAAAGCAAUGGUCCAGAGUUCCAUCUCAUCUCUCCCAUGUAUAAUUGUUAGACAUGACUUUGUGAGAAAAGCAAACAAUUUUUCCUUCUCUGCUGUUUUCUAAAAUAACAAAAUAGGCCAGGGUUUAGUCCUUUCAUUGAACUAAUCGCUGAGUUGUGUUGUCCCAUUUGUGGGGUUUUAUACAUUUUCGUAUCACUGAAGACACCCAGAAGCAUUCACUCCCCAGAAAGAAGUAUUCUUGGGAAGACUUGAAACAAAAGGAAUAGCAUCCAGCUCAGCCAGACACUGUCUACUAGAAAUACUAGAGAACAGAUAGUUGUUCAAAGCAAGUCCAGUGUCUCAAACAGAUUGAGUCCUGUUUAUAGAGGGGCUACAUAAAAUACUGGUCAAUUACAUGGACUGAUCAAACUCAUUUUUAUCCUGGAAAAGACCAAAGGCAGUUAAGACACAUAUGCUUAUCCACAACAAAUAUAUAAACAGAGAUGUUUAAAUCAAGAGCUUGAUGCAGUUUCUUCACUUAACCUAGCCAGGUUGAAGGCAUCUGCUUCCAUCAGAAAUGCAUAUAUCAUGAAGGAUAUUCCCCUCUCGUACUUCAUGCUAUGUUAAUUUAUUAGUUAUCUCAGUUAAAAUGUCUAUUCAGGCACUCUCUGUCCCGUAAUUAAUUCUAGGUUCUUACACAUCUUUUGCCCAUUCCCAUACACCACACCAUUUAAUGCCCACCAAGUAAAGACAUUGAGGCGUUGUAAAGGAGAAAUUCCACGAGGAAUCAGCUCAUAGGUUUUGUUCACCAAGCAGCUCUUACAGGUAUCAGCAAAGUUUUCACAGUUCUGCAUUUUGAAUCUUUUAUAGCUAGUUUGAACAAGUUAAUGCUUCCACAAGGGGUUCAGCUAAAGACACUUGUUUGAGGAAUGCUUGCAGUUUACUGGAGAAUGUUCCAGGAUGUACUCCCAAGACACAAGGGGAUUGAUUCACCCUAAACAAAAUGUGAAAAGCUUCCAACUGCUCAUUUACCACUAGUUUUAUCAUAUAUGGGUAGUCAGGCCUUCAGACCUCAGCUGAAACAUCCUUCUGGAAGAAUGUCCUCCAAAAGACGAUCUUACAAUGGUAAUAUAUUUAUUACCAUAAAUGUAUUUAUGGUAAUAUAUAAGCAGAUCUACCUGUUUGGUGGUGGGUUUUUUUUUUUUAAAUUACUGUCCACCAUGUCUGUAGAACAGAUUAAAACAUCAGAUUCUAGAAUAAGAAAAUGAUUAAUUAAUGAAUUCCUGACAGAUUCUUCCAUCCAAGGUAUAUGCCAUAAAUCGUCUGAAUCCAGGUAACUGCCACUACAGUUGAAUAAGGACAUUGUUUCAUUCUCCAGUACACAGUUUAGAUCUGUACAGUUCUGGAGCAUGGCAGUGAAACGGAGGAGCUCUGUGGACGGUGGAAAUGUCUAGGCUACCUUUUGUAAUUGCAGAAAGAGACCCAGUUCUGUAGGCACAGGAUAGAGGAAACAUUCUAGAAUGAAAGAUGUCUAGAAGUGGAAGUUGUUGUCGUUACAUUAAUUUCAACCAAAGAGAGGCAUUGGUUUGACUUCACUUGUUUAUCUGAACCAUUAGGUGUACUUUUCUUUGAAGUAACUUUUAUGUGUAUUUUUAGCAAAUGCUUCUAACAAGGUUAAUAAUGUGAUAGUUGACAGGAUGAGGUGAACAGAAGUAGUUACUGUGCAUUUUCCUCAUGACAGUGAGUGGAAAGCAAAGUACGAGUUGAGAGUAAGUUGCUAUACAAUAUACAACAUUACUGCAACAGUAAAAUGUUUGUGCUGCUAGUUAAAAUACUGAGGUUUGUAUUAAUAAUUAAGUUGUAGUAAAGAUGUUUAUUGUCAAAGUGCAAGGCACAUAUUUUAUGAUGGUAUUCUACUCCUAAAAUUCUGGUUUGUAUUAUAUUGAGUAUAGUAGACAUUGUUGCUGUUCUCUCAUGAAUUUUAAUGUGGUAAAAUGAAACACUCCCUUUUUACUGAAAAAUAAUCACAUACUAAUUGAUUUAAAAUUACUCUUUGUUGUCAGAUAUUUAGUUUGUUCAUUAAAAAAAGUUGGGUUUUUUUUAAUAAACUAUUUUUCUGGAUAAUCUGAUUGCCUAAUAGUUUCAAGGGACCUAUUUAAUACCAAAGGUAAAGCCACCCAGAAGCUGACUUGGUAUAAGGCAUCGGCACUUUUCUGGAACACAGUGGUCAAGAGUUGCACCUGGAAUCGGUCAAGCAGAGCUUAACUGGUGGUAGCUGCCUGUGUCACCAAGCUGAAGGGUUAGGCACACCUAGCAGUUUCCAAGACAAAAUAGAAAAGGAAAAAAAACAGCAGGAGUAGCCUGAAGGUUGAGUUAACAUACCUAGAGUAGCUCUUUGAGUCGCAGCUCAUGUUCCCAAUGAGAAGCACAAAGGCUUGCAUUACUGAUGUGUCUGCUAUACCUGGCCUGUGAACUAACAAAAAACUUCAGUGCGCUGUCAAUCCUGUAAACCUUCCAAAGCACAAAAUACUCACCAAGCUACUUUGGGGUUUUCUAGUUGUAGUUCAGUGAUAUAUUUUGGAGGGUCGAAAGGACAGACUUGGAGGAUAAUGAGAAGAUGUUAAGUAUGUUAUACAGAUUUUUAUAGAUAUUUUUUUAGCAAAUGGCAUUGCUGUCCUUGACAUGAGACUAUUGAUUAGCAAGAAGUCGAUUAUUUUACUUGUGCAGUAUGAGAUAGAAAGAAUAAAGAAAUACAAACGUCUUGAUUUCCUUUUCCAGGAUAGUGAUUAACUAGACUGGAAAGUAAUAGGACAGUUUAAUUGUUUAGCUGACUAAAAUGUUUCAUUCUAAAAACUUACUGAUCUUAUUUUUUUUUCUCAAAUACAAGCUUCUUAGAAUAAACAUGAAGCAAUGCAUCAUUUUCUCCCUUAUUGCAGACUUAACUAUUGAAAGGAAAAUAUUUUGCAUUUUUUAAAAUUAAUGCAAAGCCUGAAUUGUUGGAUGUUCCAGGCUACUGAAUAGAUGAUACAGAGUUACUCUCAAUGGAUUUUUUUAGGGAUGGGGGCCUAAGUGUCCUUAUAUAAGCUGUGAUCCAAGUUAUGAUAAGAAAGGAGCCUACGGUGAGCAGUAAUAAUGUUCUAAUGCUUCCUUGCAUUCGAUCAGUAGUUACCAGUUUU
Messenger RNA from Strigops habroptila (Kakapo), 8714 nucleotides. RefSeq names its product polycomb group ring finger 5 (gene PCGF5). The coding region runs from base 592 to 1362 and encodes 256 amino acids. Gene Ontology annotation, biological process: regulation of transcription by RNA polymerase II. Gene Ontology annotation, cellular component: PRC1 complex. NCBI's taxonomy places the organism in Eukaryota, Metazoa, Chordata, Aves, Psittaciformes, Psittacidae. The record is from RefSeq and is a predicted model, not a curated record. The transcript has 10 exons.